Molecule: messenger RNA, 2556 nt
Organism: Erinaceus europaeus (western European hedgehog)
Lineage: Eukaryota; Metazoa; Chordata; Mammalia; Eulipotyphla; Erinaceidae
Gene: MEOX2
Product: mesenchyme homeobox 2
Exons: 3
Coding region: 534-1445 (303 amino acids)
Biological process (GO): positive regulation of transcription by RNA polymerase II
Cellular component (GO): nucleus
Molecular function (GO): DNA-binding transcription factor activity, RNA polymerase II-specific; RNA polymerase II cis-regulatory region sequence-specific DNA binding
Source: RefSeq, a predicted model, not a curated record
CCUUCUGGGGCUAGAGCAACUGGCCUUCCCAUCUUGGAUUUAGGCUCUGGGCUCCCCACAAGCAGCGUUGACUGCUGGCAGGGGAGGCAGGCGUGGGCGCAUUGAGUCCUGUCUGCUUUUGGAAGUGGAACUGGGAGCGCGUGGAGCAGACUGAGCGGGAGUUUUGGAGAGAGUUUGCAUGUGGUCAGCUUUGGGUUCUUAAGCCAGCCCCCAGCUCACAUUACACUCUAUUUAUAACCUCUCAGAGCCAUUUCCCCCUGAAAGCAGUUCUCUAGGACCACCUUCUUUUGGCUUCAACCUUUCUUACUUUUGACAUCUGAGUAGCUCAGUGGGAAGCCCUUCCAGAUUUGAGUGUUUAUAUGUUAAAGAGAUUGGCCCUAAAGCUCGGGACCCAGAUUUUCGAACUCUGCAGAAACGUAGGCAACUAUUGCUUUGUAAGGGGGUACUAGUCACACAGUUUCCAGUGAAAAGUGACUGUGUUGGCGCUUGGGACGGUCUUGAAGUCUUCUGCUGGAACCCGAAACUUGCACGCUAUGGAACACCCGCUCUUUGGCUGCCUGCGCAGCCCUCAUGCCACUGCACAAGGCUUGCACCCGUUCUCCCAGUCCACUCUCGCCCUCCAUGGAAGAUCAGACCAUAUGUCUUACCCCGAGCUCACCACUUCGUCCUCGUCUUGCAUAAUCGCUGGAUACCCCAACGAGGAGGGCAUGUUUGCCGGCCAGCAUCACAGGGGGCACCACCACCACCACCACCAUCACCACCACCACCAUCAGCAGCAGCAGCACCAGGCUCUGCAAAGCAACUGGCACCUCCCGCAGAUGUCCUCUCCCCCGAGCGCGGCUCGGCACAGCCUCUGCCUCCAGCCGGACUCGGGAGGGCCCCCAGAAUUGGGGAGCAGCCCACCGGUCCUGUGUUCCAAUUCUUCCAGCUUGGGCUCCAGCACCCCGACCGGGGCCGCUUGCGCACCUGGGGAUUACGGCCGCCAAGCGCUGUCACCCGCGGAGGCAGACAAGAGAAGUAGCGGCAAGAGGAAAAGUGAUAGCUCAGACUCCCAGGAAGGAAAUUACAAGUCUGAAGUCAACAGCAAACCAAGGAAAGAAAGGACAGCUUUCACCAAAGAGCAAAUAAGAGAACUUGAAGCAGAAUUUGCCCAUCAUAAUUACCUGACUAGACUGAGGAGAUAUGAAAUAGCAGUGAAUCUGGAUCUCACUGAAAGACAGGUGAAAGUCUGGUUCCAGAACAGGAGAAUGAAGUGGAAAAGAGUAAAAGGAGGGCAGCAAGGAGCUGCAGCUAGAGAAAAGGAACUGGUGAAUGUGAAAAAAGGAACCCUUCUUCCAUCAGAGCUAUCAGGAAUUGGUGCAGCCACCCUCCAGCAAACAGGGGACUCGCUAGCAAAUGAAGAUAGCCAUGACAGUGACCACAGUUCAGAGCAUGCACAUUUAUGAUACACACAGAGGAUCGUUCCAUUCUCAGGAAAGAAAUGUUGUGAUGGCGAGCCUUAUUCAAACAUCGUUUACACAAAGAGAUGACUAUGACAGCGAUUUAUAAUAUUAUUAAAAUCAGGCACCUUAAGUGCUACUUAUUAAAGAUGCUUCCACAGUGAAGAUAGAGAAGGUGAAAUUGCUUUGAAUAUUCCAGAUGUGUCAGUCAUAUAUAUGACAGUGAACAGAUGUGUUUGCUUUUGCUUGCACUGAAAAUCAAACCGCUAUCAGAAGCAAACCAUGAGAUACUUAAAUUCAAGAUGCCUCCAGAAUGAAGAUGCAGAAGAACUUGCUUUGAACAUUCCAGAUGCACAAGGUUAUGUGUGUAAUAGUGGGAAGGUAUAUGCUUUGCUCGCACUGACAAAUGCUAUCAAGAAUAAACCAUGAAACAUUUUAUCCUGAAUAGCCACAGUGCCUGAAAUCAGUUUAAAGUGGAUAAAAAUGUAUUUUUACUCUGUAUAUAUUAUCCUUAAAUCAUUUUCCUGUCUUCACUAAGUUUAGCAAUGCAUUCAUAUUAGCGGAUGAAAAUAGGCACUCCUGAUGACAACCAGAAUCAACUUCUUGUCUUUUUAUACAUUUUGUCAUUCCAGAAACAAUCAACACAUGCUUAUUUGUGUUCAAGUAGAAAAAAAAUACAUUAGGGUCUGACAGGACAUAUUCUUGCACCACAGACAAAACAAAUCUUAUGUUGCAUUUUCUAUCAACUGCUGCUAAUACAUUAUUAUAAAACUUACCCUAGCUCCUCAAUUCUUCCUAUCUUAUAGCUUGAAAAAAAUAGGAUCAUAAGAAAAUCAGUUACCUUGCAGAUGAGUUUUGUAUACCAGAUAUUGUCUGAUUUUAUCUUUAUAAACUGUUAACUAUUACAGAUAUGAUUUAAUUAACAAGAUACUGCUUCCUUUUACUUGACAACGGUGUUAGACAAUUUGCAAAGCAAAUUUGAUUUUUCAAGUUGUUAAAUGACAAUUACGAAUGUUCAAAUUAAUUUCAUUAAAACACAUUAUUUUUCAUUUAUUAAUGCAAAACAAGAAUCAUUGUAUUUGUAAUAAAAUGUUUAAUAAAUGAUCCGUUGUAAAUA